Molecule: messenger RNA, 869 nt
Organism: Porites lobata
Lineage: Eukaryota; Metazoa; Cnidaria; Anthozoa; Scleractinia; Poritidae
Source: the annotation of a GenBank genome assembly
AUGGUUAAGCAGUGGAGGACAAAGGUUCCAGGUUAAUAGCUCUAGAUGUGGGCCCAUAUCCCCUCGUUCCUCAAGGGGGGAGGACCACCCCUCCUACACUCACAUGGUGUGAAUGAGCGCCCCCCCCCCUCCCCCUUCUCUAGAGUUCUUGUUCUGCAGCUGAUAAGUGAUACAUUUCUAGCUUGUCAAAACGUGCCCAAAUUCCAGGCUAAUACUAUAAUAAUAAUAAUUUUGAGUUUAUAAAAUAUCGAUAUUGUUCUGACUUUCUUGCCACCCUGCUAUCUUCCAUCCUUCAAUUCCCAUAUUGCAAAAGUAACGACCAACGUACUUCAACACAAGUUUUUGGUGCAAAAAAAAAAAUUGGCACAUUUCGGCUAAGAAAAAACACUCGAUCAAAUUUGUUUUAUGAGAAUAAGUAUUUAUAGUCUUUAAUUAAUAAUAAUCAUCAUCAUCAUCGUCAUCAUUAUGACAGGCACAAAGACGAUGUCGCAAACUUAUCUUAGAAAAGUUUUGUUUCAUUUCUUUUAGCUUCUGGUUCUGGCCGGUAUCAAUACGACUCAAAAGCCUUCUUAUUUUCGCUGGUAAACAAACCAGGAUGGGCGCCUGUCAAAUUGUCUCAGUCAGGGCAAUAUAGUUAUAGAAAAUAUUCCACAUUCUUUCGCUCAUCCUAUGGGCCUACAUUCGGAGGGGGACAUAACAUUCACAUUUCCAACUGCGCGUCAUCUAAUAGCAAUUCUCACAGCAACCUUGGCUGGACUUACAGCCCACCGAGCGGAUACAGCGUCACCAGCACCUUCGCACGAACAUUCCUGGCAGGAACAUACAGAUUCACAACAGACGAAGUUGAAACCUUUUACGAAACAACCUAA